Aspergillus pseudotamarii is the source of this 1011-nucleotide messenger RNA. RefSeq lists its product as uncharacterized. The transcript has 5 exons. Bases 1 to 1011 code for a protein of 336 amino acids. Lineage: Eukaryota; Fungi; Ascomycota; Eurotiomycetes; Eurotiales; Aspergillaceae. The record is from RefSeq and is a predicted model, not a curated record.
AUGGCCGAGGUAGCCCUUCAGCCUAGUGGUGCCAUGACACUUCGUGUGUCGGCUUCCAUGAUGAGCUUGGUUUUCAUAGCCCUAAUUUUUCGUGUAUGGGCCCGUCAAAAGACACAUCACCGCUUCUUGAGUGAGGAGUAUUUCGUUUUGCUAGCAGCGGCCUUUUUCUAUUCAAAUCAAGGGGUUUAUCUUUAUGCUAUUAUGGGUAAUGGAGGGACAGGCGGUGCCGACCUGAAUGAGUAUAGCCUUGCGCAGUAUGAUCGGUAUUCCAAAUAUAUUCUUGCCGAUGAAAUCACCUUUGUCCUCUCCAUCACCUCUGUGAAGCUAUCCAUCUUACUUUUCUAUCGUCACAUCUUCACUCUGCGAAAAUUCCGACAAGUCAACUGGGUCCUUCUGGGUACCGUUACCGGCUGGGGGAUUAUCGCACUAUUUGUCGUCAUCUUUCAGUGCUCGCCGGUUCACGGACUAUGGAGCAUGGAAAUGAAGCUGACCGGUCAGACAACCUGUCUCAACUCACCAAAAAUGAUUUUCGGUUUCGAAAUUACCAAUGUCUUGAUUGAUGUAACAAUCUUAAUUCCCCCUGUCAUCAUGGUCCAGCGACUGCAGCUGCACCCUAUUAAGCGAGCCAGUCUGAGCAUUAUCUUCCUCUUGGGUCUCUUUGUCUGCAUCACUUGCGGCGUCCGGGCACACUACAUCUGGAAUCCUGCUACAGGAAUGGCACGGAGUGUGCCGGCAUCCAUGGACUGGACGGCGGUUGAGCAGGCUUCCGCCAUUGUUUGUGCCUGUCUGCCUACAUAUGGUACACUUUUCUCAAACACCAGCCACCUUAUCCCUAGGCUGAAGGCAUGGUACCUUUCAUUUCGAUCGACCUUACAACGGACAUCCCGAGGGUCAUCAGAUAGCAAGACGAAGAACCUAACUUCCCACAGCGGCCAUAGUGUAAAAUCUUACAGCGACUGCUCCCAGGUGGAGAUGGGGGCUAUGCAGGAGACGGCACAGGAGGCUGUAUAG